GGGCCUCGGCGGCGGCGGCGGCGGCGGAAGCCUAGUGCCCCCGCCCGCCCUGUCCUCUCGACCAGGCGGAGGCGACGCCGCGGGCCGGGCCUCGCACGGGGCCGCGUCGGGCGCGGCGCGGGUGGAGCGCGGGGGUGCGGGCCGCCGGGGGGGCGCCGCGGGCCGCUGGGCGCGGACGGCGGAGCGGACGCGCGGCCGGCCGGCCCCUCCCUGCCCGCGCGGCCGGGCGCCCACUGGCCGGCGCCGGCCCGGGAGCGAUGUCAUCGACGGGGAAGGACGGCGGCGGGGCGCAGCACGCGCAGUAUGUGGGGCCCUACCGGCUGGAGAAGACGCUGGGCAAGGGGCAGACAGGCCUUGUGAAGCUGGGCAUCCACUGUGUCACCUGCCACAAGGUGGCUGUCAAGAUUGUCAACCGAGAGAAGCUCAGCGAGUCCGUGCUGAUGAAGGUGGAGCGAGAGAUCGCCAUCCUGAAGCUCAUUGAGCACCCGCACGUGCUGAAGCUCCACGACGUCUACGAGAACAAAAAAUAUUUAUACCUGGUGCUAGAACACGUGUCCGGAGGGGAGCUCUUCGACUACCUGGUGAAGAAGGGGCGGCUGACCCCCAAGGAGGCCCGUAAAUUCUUCCGGCAGAUUAUCUCGGCCCUGGACUUCUGCCACAGCCACUCCAUAUGCCACAGGGACUUGAAACCAGAAAACCUUCUCUUGGACGAGAAGAACAACAUUCGCAUCGCCGACUUCGGCAUGGCUUCCCUGCAGGUGGGGGACAGCCUGUUGGAGACCAGCUGCGGGUCGCCACACUAUGCCUGCCCGGAGGUGAUCCGGGGUGAGAAGUAUGAUGGCCGCAAGGCCGACGUGUGGAGCUGCGGCGUCAUCCUCUUCGCCCUGCUGGUGGGGGCGCUGCCCUUUGACGACGACAACCUGCGGCAGCUGCUGGAGAAGGUCAAGCGUGGCGUGUUCCACAUGCCCCACUUCAUCCCGCCGGACUGCCAGAGCCUGCUGCGCGGCAUGAUCGAGGUGGACGCGGCGCGGCGCCUCACGCUCGAACACAUUCAGAAGCACACGUGGUACAUAGGGGGCAAGAAUGAGCCGGAGCCGGAGCAGCCCAUCCCCCGCAAGGUGCAGAUCCGUUCCCUGCCCAGCCUGGAGGACAUCGACCCCGACGUGCUGGACAGCAUGCACUCGCUGGGCUGCUUCCGCGACCGCAACAAGCUGCUGCAGGACCUGCUGUCCGAGGAGGAGAACCAGGAGAAGAUGAUCUACUUUCUGCUUCUGGACCGGAAGGAGCGGUACCCCAGCCACGAGGAUGAGGACCUGCCCCCCAGGAACGAGAUAGACCCUCCCCGGAAGCGGGUAGACUCCCCAAUGCUGAACCGACAUGGGAAGCGGCGCCCUGAGCGCAAAUCCAUGGAGGUGCUCAGUGGGACAGACGGCGGCUCCCCAGUGCCUGCGCGACGAGCCAUUGAGAUGGCCCAACAUGGCCAGAGUAAGGCAGUGUUCAGUAAAAGCCUGGAUAUCGCUGAAGCCCAACCCCAAUUCAGCAAAGACGACAGGUCGCGGUCCAUCAGCGGCGCCUCCUCUGGACUCUCCACAAGCCCCCUCAGCAGCCCCCGGCCGGUUCGGAAGCUGGUCCUGCCCCCCGACCCACCCUGUGCUGCCUGCACCCUGGUCACCUUCCUGGAGCCCGAAGCCGGCCGCAGCACCCCACGGCCCGGACACCUGCUCCCUCCACCAGCUGCUGCGCUGCCCGACCCCAAGACCCAAACCUUGCCAUGCGGGGCCAAGCUGACCGGCAAGCCACUGCAGGGUGCCAAGUCAGACCCGCUCCAGGCCGGCGGCCCCAGGCUGCCCUUACGGCCGGGCCCCACCCCGCGCCCCACCACCAAGACGGAAGCCAAUGCCGCGUCUGUCCCCACCAUACAGGUCACCCCCCACCCUUCACCGCGGGGCAGCCCCCUCCCCACUCCUAAGGGCACACCCGUGCACACGCCCAAGGAGAGUCCGGCUGGCACGCCUAACCCCACACCGCCGUCCAGCCCCAGCGUUGGGGGUGUGCCCUGGAGGACGCGGCUCAACUCCAUCAAGAACAGCUUCCUCGGCUCACCCCGCUUCCACCGCCGGAAACUGCAGGUUCCCACCCCAGAGGAGAUGUCUAACCUGACCCCGGAGUCAUCCCCAGAGCUGGCCAAGAAGUCCUGGUUCGGGAACUUCAUCAGCCUGGAGAAGGAGGAGCAGAUCUUUGUGGUGAUCAGAGACAAGCCGCUGAGCUCCAUUAAGGCCGACGUGGUACACGCCUUCCUGUCGAUCCCCAGCCUUGGCCACAGUGUCAUCUCCCAGACAAGCUUCCGGGCCGAGUACAAGGCGGCUGGUGGCCCGGCCGUGUUCCAGAAGCCAGUCAAGUUCCAGGUGGACAUCACCUACACGGAGGGCGGUGAGGCCCACAAGGACAAUGGCAUCUACUCUGUCACCUUCACUCUGCUCUCAGGCCCGAGCCGCCGCUUCAAGAGGGUGGUGGAGACCAUCCAGGCCCAGCUGCUGAGUGCCCAUGAGCAGCCCUGCGCCCCGCACUUGCCAGACACCACUAACUGUAUGGAAAUGAUGACGGGGCGGCUUUCCAAAUGUGGCAGCCCAUUGAGUAACUUCUUUGACGUAAUUAAACAACUUUUUUCAGACGAGAAGAAUGGGCAGGCGGCCCAGGCCCCCAGCACGCCCGCCAAGCGGAGUGCCCCCGGCCCCCUUGGGGACUCCGCGGCCCCCGGCCCUGGAGGGCACGCCGAGCACCCGACGGGCGAGGACACGGCCCGCCGCCAGCAGCCUUAGCCACUAGCCCCCCACGCCGCCCCAGGACCGGCCGGAGCCGGGGAGGAAGGAGCGGCCGGGCGGCCUGGCCCACUCCUCCCGCGCGCGCCCCCGCCCCUGCCCGUCACUCAUGACGUCGCUUGUUUCCGCUCUGAUACCAGGAAUUCUCCCGAAAAGUUAACAUGUCACCUCCGCGAGGCCACCCCCGUGCCGUGCGUGGACGCUGGCGGACCGAAGGCAGCGUCACGACCCAGCCGCCCGCCCGCCCGCGCCGGCUCCCGACCCUUGGAAGCAACAGUCCGGCCCGCAGCCUCUCCUCGGCGCCGCCCGCGGUGCCCAGGGCCGGAGGACACCAGUAUUAUUUAUUUGCUAUUUUAA
Ochotona princeps (American pika) is the source of this 3176-nucleotide messenger RNA. It is a transcript of the gene BRSK2, whose product is annotated as BR serine/threonine kinase 2. Gene Ontology annotation, molecular function: tau-protein kinase activity; protein serine/threonine kinase activity; ATP binding. Gene Ontology annotation, cellular component: cytoplasm. The record is from RefSeq and is a predicted model, not a curated record. The coding region runs from base 258 to 2819 and encodes 853 amino acids. Gene Ontology annotation, biological process: microtubule cytoskeleton organization; protein phosphorylation; intracellular signal transduction. Lineage: Eukaryota; Metazoa; Chordata; Mammalia; Lagomorpha; Ochotonidae. The transcript is spliced from 21 exons.